CUGAAACUUUGCUGGUUGCAGUUCCUUGUCUGCAGAAGCCAGUAAAGUCAAGCAAUGAGUACAUCAGAGCAGAUGAAGAUAUUUGUUACCAGGAGAAUACCCCCAGAAGGCCAGAAACUCCUGUCUCAGGCUGACAGCUACAAUGUCAAGCAGUGGGAUUCAGAUGAGCCAAUACCAAGGGAUGAGCUGAUUAAAGGAGUUGCUGGGGCUCAUGGAUUACUUUGUCUCUUGUCAGACAAGAUUGACCAAGAAGUCUUGGAUGCUGCUGGCCCUAACCUCAAAGUUAUCAGCACGCUGUCUGUUGGGUUUGACCACUUGUGUGUAGAAGAAAUAAAAAAGCGGGGAAUCCAUGUGAGCAACACACCAAAUGUUUCGACUGACGCUACAGCAGAGCUUACUGUAGCAUUGCUGUUGACUACUUGCCGUCGCCUGCCAGAAGCAAUAGAAGAGGUUAAAAAUGGAGGAUGGAAAACGUGGUCCCCAAUGUGGCUGUGUGGAGCAGGCCUUUCUAACAGCACUGUAGGAAUCAUCGGCUUGGGCAGAAUUGGAUUAGCUGUAGCACGUCGCCUUGUCCCUUUUGGUGUUAAAAAGUUCAUAUACACAGAUUUCCAGGAAAUACCUGACAAUGCCAAGGAGAUAAAUGCUGAAUAUGUCUCUAAUGAGAAGAUUGCAGAAGAUUCAGAUUUUGUCAUUGUGAAUUGCUGCCUAACCCCUGAGACUGAAGGGCUCUGCAAUAAAGACUUCUUUCAGAGAAUGAAAAAGACAGCUAUACUCAUCAACACAAGUCGAGGUCCUGUAGUAAACCAAGAAGAUCUUUAUGAUGCCUUGACAAGUGGGCAGAUUGCAGCUGCUGGCCUGGAUGUUACAACUCCUGAACCUAUUCCAACAGAUCAUCCCCUACUCAGCCUGAAAAAUUGUGUAAUUUUACCUCAUGUUGGAAGUGCCACUCUCGACGCAAGAAACGCAAUGUCCGUCCUGACCGUAAAUAAUCUGCUGAAAGGCCUAGCUGGAGAGCCAAUGCCCUGUGAAGUAAAACUGUAACAAUGCCAGGAUGUUGUCAGGACAAACUUUCAUCCCUAGAAAAUGACUUUCAAGACCUUCUGCAUAACAUCAUG
Pelobates fuscus (common spadefoot toad) is the source of this 1115-nucleotide messenger RNA. Its product is annotated as glyoxylate reductase/hydroxypyruvate reductase-like. The record is from RefSeq and is a predicted model, not a curated record. Gene Ontology annotation, molecular function: hydroxypyruvate reductase (NADH) activity; NAD binding; glyoxylate reductase (NADPH) activity. The coding region runs from base 55 to 1041 and encodes 328 amino acids. NCBI's taxonomy places the organism in Eukaryota, Metazoa, Chordata, Amphibia, Anura, Pelobatidae. Gene Ontology annotation, cellular component: cytosol. The transcript is spliced from 10 exons.